Ceratotherium simum simum (southern white rhinoceros) is the source of this 2621-nucleotide messenger RNA. It is a transcript of the gene EPS8L1, whose product is annotated as EPS8 signaling adaptor L1. Lineage: Eukaryota; Metazoa; Chordata; Mammalia; Perissodactyla; Rhinocerotidae. The record is from RefSeq and is a predicted model, not a curated record. Gene Ontology annotation, cellular component: vesicle; ruffle membrane; plasma membrane. Gene Ontology annotation, biological process: positive regulation of ruffle assembly; Rho protein signal transduction; regulation of Rho protein signal transduction. Gene Ontology annotation, molecular function: actin binding.
CUGACAGCGCCUGACGGGGCAGGUGGCAGGAGCUCCUCCUUCUCGGCACCAUGAGCAGCACCACCACCGGCCCGGAAGCUGCCCCCAAACCGAGUGCCAAGUCUAUCUAUGAGCAGAGGAAGCGUUACUCCACUGUGGUCAUGGCUGACGUUUCCCAGUAUCCAGUCAAUCACCUGGUGACGUUCUGCCUGGGUGAGGAGGAUGGCGUGCACACGGUGGAGGACGCCUCGCGGAAGUUGGCGCUCAUGGACAGCCAGGGCCGCGUCUGGGCCCAGGAGAUGCUGCUGCGCGUGUCUCCCGACCACGUCACGCUGCUCGACCCCGCCUCCAAGGAGGAGCUGGAAUCGUACCCGCUGGGCGCCAUCGUGCGCUGCGACGCGGUGCUGCCGCCCGGCCGGAGCCGCUCGCUGCUGCUGCUCGUGUGCCAGGAGCCGGAGCGCGCGCAGCCGGACGUGCACUUCUUCCAGGGCCUGCGUCUCGGGGCGGAGCUGAUCCGAGAGGACAUUCAGGGAGCCGUGCUCAACUACCGCUCGGGCCGCGGGGAGCGCCGGGCGGCGGCGCUCAGGGCCACGCAGGAGGAGCUGCAGCGCCGCCCCUAUCCUGCCGCGGAGACCCCGCCCCUGCAGCGCCGCCCGUCGAUCCGCGCGGUGAUCAGCACGGUGGAGCCGGCCGCGGGCCGCGGGCGACCGCAGGUGGAGCCCAUCCCCGAGGCGGAGGAGGCGCGGAGGCCCGGCCCGGCGGCGACCUCUAGCGGCGCUGACCCGGCCUCCCCUGACCUGGGCCCCCGCGGCCCGGACCUGGCCGGUCUGCAGGCGGAGCGGGAAGUGGACAUCCUAAACCACGUGUUCGACGACGUGGAGAGCUUCGUCUCGAGGCUGCAGAAGGCUGCGGAAGCUGCCCGAGUUCUGGAACACCGCGAGCGCGGCCGCAGGACCCGGCGCCGGGAGGCCGGGGAGGGCCUCCUGACCCUGCGGGCCAAGCCGCCCUUGGAGGCCGAGUACAUCGACGUGCUUCAGAAAAUCAAGUACGCCUUCAGCCUGCUGGCCCGGCUGCGCGGCAACAUCGCCAACCCCUCCUCCCCAGAGCUGCUGCACUUCCUGUUCGGACCUCUGCAAAUGAUUGUGGACACGACAGGUGGCCCCCAGUUCGCGAGCAGCGUGCGACGGCCGCACCUGACGUGCGACGCCGUGGCGCUGCUGCGGGACAAUGUCACCCCACGAGAAAACGCGCUCUGGACCUCGCUGGGGGACUGGUGGACCUGCCCGGGGCUGGAGCUGCCCCUGGAGGAGGGACCCCCAUACAGCCCUGACUUCUACAGCGGCUGGGAGCCCCCGGCCACUGACCCGCAGGGCCGCGCCUGGGAGGAGCCGGUAGAGAAACAGCUACAGCACGAGCGGCGGCGCCGGCAGGUGAGGCUAAGUCCUCGAUGGGAGCAGCAGGCUUCCCCAGGCAACGUAGCGGGGCCAGCCCCGCCUGACUUGCUGCCCUCUUAUCUCCUGCAGCAAAGCGCCCCCCAGGUCGCUGUCAAUGGUCACCAAGACCCGGAGCCAGAAGCUGAGCCCCAGCCGGAGCCAGAGCCGGCGGGGAAGUGGGUCCUAUGUAACUAUGACUUCCAGGCCCGCAACAGCAGCGAGCUAUCCGUCAAGCAGCGGGACGUGUUGGAGGUCCUAGAUGACAGGCGCAAAUGGUGGAAGGUUCGGGACCCCUGGGGGAAGGAGGGAUAUGUACCCUAUAAUAUCCUGACACCCCACCCCGGGCCGCCGGGGAGCCGCAGCCAAAGCCCUGCCCGCAGCCUGGAAAAUAGCAUUCCCCCUCCUCCACCGGCCCCGGCCCUGGCUCCUGCCCCGGCUCCUGCCCCGGCUCGGCCCCGCUGGGACAGCUGCGACAGCCUCAACAACUUGGACCCCAGAGAGAAAGACAAAUUCUCCCAGAUGCUCAGUGUCAACGAGGAGCUGCAGGCACGCCUGGCCCAGGGCCGCUCCGGCCCCAGCCGCGCAGCCCCGGGCCCCCGCGCCCCGGAGCCGCAGCUCAGCCCGCGCUCGGACGCCUCGGAGGUCCGCGCCUGGCUGCAGGCCAAAGGCUUUAGCUCCGGGACCGUGGAGGCGCUGGGCGUGCUGACCGGCGCGCAGCUUUUCUCGCUGCAGAAGGAGGAGUUGCGGGCGGUGAGCCCCGAGGAGGGGGCGCGAGUGUACAGCCAGGUCACGGUGCAGCGCGCGCUGCUGGAGGACAAAGAGAAAGUGUCAGAGCUGCAGGCGGUGAUGGAGAAGCAAAAGAGGAAGGUGGAAGGCGAGAUGGAAACGGAGGUCAUUUGACCCUUCCUUCCCGGCUCUCCGCGAGUUUCGGGGCAGCCCUGUGGGAGCACGGACUCUGCAGACUGCCCCCACCGAUGGAAGUAGACCCCUCGAAGGAUCGCCGACCCGUUCCGGUCCUGGUCUUCCCGCCCGGUGGAUAAAUUGGCCCGUCCUUGCAGGAGUCUCCUGAGCGAGCGUUCGCGGACUGGAGCGGGGAGGGCAGCGGGGCGCAAUUUAGAAAAAGCGCCAUCGGCGCGCCCCGGGAGAGGGCGCGCUCGGGAGCCCUGUGCAUGGAGAUAUGCUGCCCAGUCUAUAAACAGCCUCUUCUUA